Messenger RNA from Pteropus alecto (black flying fox), 6708 nucleotides. It is a transcript of the gene EIF4EBP2, whose product is annotated as eukaryotic translation initiation factor 4E binding protein 2. Gene Ontology annotation, biological process: negative regulation of translational initiation. NCBI's taxonomy places the organism in Eukaryota, Metazoa, Chordata, Mammalia, Chiroptera, Pteropodidae. The record is from RefSeq and is a predicted model, not a curated record. Gene Ontology annotation, molecular function: eukaryotic initiation factor 4E binding. The transcript has 4 exons. Gene Ontology annotation, cellular component: cytoplasm. Bases 1 to 360 code for a protein of 119 amino acids.
AUGGUUAGGAAGCAGAAGUUGCCUCAACCCAGCCAGAGCCCCCCCAUCCCCACCCGCACCGUGCCCAUCAGCGACGCCGCGCAGCUACCUCAUGACUAUUGCACCACGCCCGGGGGGACGCUGUUCUCCACCACGCCUGGAGGAACCCGAAUCAUUUAUGAUCGAAAGUUUCUGUUGGAUCGUCGCAAUUCUCCCAUGGCUCAGACCCCGCCCUGCCAUCUGCCCAAUAUCCCAGGAGUCACCAGCCCUGGCACCUUAAUUGAAGACUCCAAAGUAGAAGUAAACAAUUUGAACAACUUGAACAAUCAUGACAGGAAGCAUGCAGUUGGGGAUGAUGCUCAGUUUGAGAUGGACAUCUGACUGUCCUGCAAGGAUCAGAAGAAAAGCAGCAACACUGAUACCUGUGUGAACCUGAUUUGGCCAAUAGGAUCAACAAUGAAAACGCAGAAGAGGCAGUGUCAGCAGUUCCCAUUGCAGUCUCCCACCUCCUCCUCUUCCUCUGGGUGCCAAAUGAUGUGAAGAUGAGCUACAUCUGACCAUUUCCUCUCCUUGUUUCCUGUUCCCCUUCCCAGUUAGUCAGAUUAGAUUGAAGGCCCAUGGCAUAUUUCUGUAGAAUUAAGCAGCCCACAAAGGAAAACAGUUGACUUCUGGCUUCUCUAGACAUUUUGCUAUUGGGAAACACCUACCCUCCAAAAAAAAAAAAUUUUUUUUUUUUUUAUCCUAAAUCAAAUAGCCUACCAACAACUGCCUGGCUGGGAAGUCUGGGGGAGUGUACAGAGGUUUGAUGAACCAGCUCAGCAUUGUUCAUGUUCUUCCUCUGUGUCUCCUUCCUGUCUCUCACCCAUGGCUCAGUGCUCCAAGAAUCUGAAUUUGGGGUCUUCAGAACCAGCAGAGGAAAAUAAACGAGCGCUGCUUUCCUUUUUACCCCGAGUUGUAUGUCCUUGGAGACAGCACAGUUUGUACAACUCUGGUAGCACUACCCUGUGGCAGUUUUGAGGUCCACUUCCCCUCCAUCCUUUGGGAGUAACGUCUUCUGUCUUUGGUUUUAUAGUUCAUGUACCCAUUCCUUUACUUAGCACUUAAUGUGCAAAAAUUUUUAAACUCUCUACAUGAAAGAUAGUCAUCAGUAACCAGCUGUUGUUUCCUCCUCUUUUUCCAUUCCUCCCUGCUUGCAUCGUGUUGGUUUCAGUCCUCUUGUACUCUGAGCAUUCAGGUGAUUUCACUGCUCCCAGAGCAGGCCCAUACCAGGUGACAAAGAGGCACUUUGAUUGAGGCCUGGUUAUUGUUUUUUGAUUCAACGAGCAUUGUGGUAUUUGUUAUCUCAGAUUGCAGUUUUUUUAUAUUUUGAGUUUAAAGUUGACUUUCAGAAUACUCUUGGUAAAGAACUAAACUUUUUUCCUUUGCGGACCUGCUUUAUUUGGCUGCUGAGGUAAGAUAAGCAUGGGCUUUAAAAUGUGUUCCUCCCCAUUGUACUCUGAAUUUUCCCUUUCUUUCCCUCCUUCCCUUCCUCUCUGUCUUUCCUUUUUCUCUGCCAGGCCAUUUUUUCAAAUACACAUCAAAGAUACCUCGAGUGUUGGUAUCUGAUAAUAUCUGUCACUCUAAUCUGAAGAGUGACCUUUUAUUUUUAAGAUGACUACAGACCUAUUUUUAGAUAUGUUUUCAAUACAAUUUGAACAGCAACUUUUUAAUCACACAUCUUCCAGUGUUAGGAAGGUGAGAAAUGUCCAUAGGCGAGUCUGCUGUUCCACGUCACCAUCCUUUGUCUCCUGCGGCCCCCUGUGAGCUCUUUCCUUCUCCCUCUAGUUUGGGGUGUGCAUGUUUGGCGUUUGUAGUGGGUGGUUUGUAAAACAGGACCAUUCUGCCUUGCUGUGGGCUGUUCAUGAAAGCUGCCUUCUUUUCCCUUACCCUUUUUCUGUCAUUCCCCUUCCUCCCCAGCCACUCUCCUGACUAUUAACUGGCACCGUAAUCCCAGAAGAGUGAGUUCCCGCAUAGAAAGAAUAAUGCCUCCGUCCCCUCUUAGAAAGACAAGUAAAGUAGCCACUGGUGUCCUAGGAAUUUCUGGUUGGAUUUGGUAUACUGAACCCUCUUAUGGAGAGAUCACAUCCCAGGGUGAGAGUAAUAGGCCAAUUGGCUAAAAAAGAAAACUGUUUGUUUUUAUUUAGAACUAUGUAAAGACCCUGUUUGUGAAUACAUUUUAGACAGAAUAGAGAAAGGAUGUCUGAGGAAAUUUGUUCUGUCUUCUGCUACAAAAUGUGAAUAGUUCAAAGAGUGAAACCUUUUGUGAUGGUUCAUGUCUCUCAGGAAUAAGCUGGACCUCCAAAGUUUUGGAGAUGCUUUCAGUCUCAAAAAUUGAUGAUCAGAAAAGUAUGUUUUAUUUGUUCAAUGUAUCCAUGUUCUAAUUUUAAUUAAACUCCAAAUUUUGCUUUAUAUUCUCUUGGAAAAACUCAAGUUGCACUGUAAUUUGCAUGAGAAGCUUGCUCAGGACCUUUUUGUCCCUUGGGAGCUUGAUUCUUUGGGAAUGAAGCGUUUCGUUCUUCAGACCCUGGCCUUGGCAUUCUGUGGAAUCUGACUCUUAACUGCAGCUAGUUGGUCUGUUAGUGAGCAGAAGAGUGUCCCCUUUUUUUAUCUUUAUCAUUACACAUGAAAACUCAGCUUCCUCACCAAACUGGAGAAUAGAUUUAAAACAUGCCAGCUCAAGUGGUAUCAAGAUGCCGUUUUUCCUUUAUUUUUUCCCCCCAUCUUGGAGAAUCUCUGCAUGUGGCCCCUUAGUUAGAAGCCAUGUUUCUAGUAUUUUGGGGGAGUGCUGUAUAAUAUCACAGUUGCCCAAUCCCUUAGCCUUCUCUGCAAGGACCUCCUUACUACUUGGUGCAGUUCUUUCCUGGAGGCCACUGCUACGGGAGAUACCUUGACCUUCAUAAAUCGGCAUUUUAAAGAUAAUUUCACAAGGCAACAGAUAAACUUCUAAUAGACGACACCUUUGUGCCAUGCAUUAGAAUCAUUUUCAGGGCAAGCCAGAAUCUAGUAGGUGAUUGACUUGUGGAUAUUUGGAAGGAAACUCACAGGUGAAGAUCUAAAUGAAUUAUUUAUCCUGGCUUUUUUUGGAGGCGGGAACACGUUUAGUGUACCAUUUGAGGGAGACGGUUCUUAAAAUCUUAGUGAUCACUUGUACUUUUCUUUUUAUGAGGAAACCAUGUUUCUGUAUUGGGAACAGUCCUUAAUGGGAAAUGACCUUCCUCCAAACUCCAGCAAAAGACAUGCAUUGUAAUGGUUCUACCUUCUUUACAGUGUGGUUCAUUGAGUUUGCCACUUCCUCAUAUUCUAUUCAAAUAGCUAUCAUGAUCUCAAGGGCACAGCGUAGAGAAGCUGGCUUCUAGGGAUUGGACUUCCAAGCCAAGAUUUUUGUUUUUCCACCUGUAUUAUAUAUUUCUAUGUAACAAACUAUCCCCAAAUUUAAAAUCUUAAAAGAGCAAACAUCAUCUGUUAGUUUCUAGUACGGGGUCUCAGGAAGUUGCAGUCAAUAUGUCAGCAGGGUCUGCAGUCAUCUGGGGCAGGAGAGUCUACUUCUAAGCUCUCUGUGGCUUUUGGCAAGAUGCCUCAGUUUCUCCCCAUGUGGGUCUCUGUAGGGCAGCAUGUAUGUCUGCACACAAUGGCAGCUGGUUUUCCUCCUGAGUGAGUGAUAGGAAGGGGAGGAGGAAUUUGCAGUGACUUUUAUGACAGUCUGAAAGCACACACUAUCACUUCUUUCUUCUGUUCCUUAGAAGCAAAUUGCUAAGCCCAGCCUACACUCAAGGGGAGAAUUAUAUUCCCACCUACUGAAAGGAGCAGUAUCAAAACUUGUGGAUAUAUCUUAAAACCACCUCACCCCUAACAGGAUGAAACCAAGCCAAUAGUGGGGUGGGGGUGGGGGGGAGAGUAGCUUUAAACUAGAUGUUAUGCUAAGAGAGAUGCUGCUUCUGAAAACAGUUCUCUAAGAUGUGUGUCACCAAAUUGGGAUAGAAGACACUUUGUCUUUCUGAAAGCUACCUGCUGUUUUUGAGAGGGGUGACAAGAAAUGGCAGUUCCCAGGAGAACAUAAUACCUAUACAUUUCCCUGACUACCAGCAGCCCAAGGAUGCUGCUUUGCAAGUCCUAGGGUUGGUGUUUCCUAAGACUCAAAACCACUUACUCGUAUUCCCUCCCACUCUGCCCAGCCAGGAAUUUACAAAGGGAAUUGGAUCCUUCUAGCUGAGCCACUAAAGCUGACUUAAUUGAUGUCAGGGUUGUCCCGCAAAGGGAGCAAACAUGAAUUAGAUGUUGGGUUACUGAGCUGAAGAAAAGUCAAUAGUUCAGAAUCAGGGUGAAAUAGAUGAUAGCAUCUAGAAGCCAGAGUUAAUGCUUGGCACCUGGUCUCCAACCACACCAGCUGAAACAGAUUUGGGUUGGGUCUCUCGCCUAGGAAGCUGUCAAAGUAGGGAAUGUGUACAAAUUAGAAAUGUUUUUGCUUGAUUGUUCCUUUAUAUCCACUGUGCUGGUUAACUGUAUGCCCACCUAGUCUUGGGCUUCCUGAUAGACAUGAGUACUUAAGGAGAACCAGUUCUGUCUUCACCCUUGAGAGAAACUUAGAUGAGGCUUGUCAGUUCAGUAGUCUCAGUGAAGGUCUGCUCUAUGUUUGUGGCACCUAUGCCCAACCAAGUUUUUAGAGAUUUCAGACAUCUCAAAGAUGCAAAUUCCUGUAUGGAUUUACACUCUGCCUCUUCCCAGCAUUUUGCUAUCUGUAGCCUUGCUUGCUUUAGAGUAGACCUAAAUAAAAAGCAUUGCUGCUGAGGCAGCUAUAAGAAAAAGGUACUUCUUCCAGAAGUAAGGAACUCAUCUUUAAAGCACCUUUGAAUGAAUUUUGCCUUUCCUUCUGAUUUUUAGGAAGAGUCAGUAUAGAUGGUGUUUUAUUUUUGUUUGGGUUACCAGCUCUGGAAGUCUCAGCCCUUACCUUCCCAGUUCAAAUAUUGUCAUUAGAAUGCAAGUGCGUGGGUUUCACCCCAGAGUCUGUCGUUCAACCAGUACAUACUGAAUGCCUGCUUUGAGUCAAGGCUACUGGCUUAAGGGGUUCAUCAUGUUGGCAGCAGUAUCCUAGAAACAAUCUUUUUCCAUUCAUCCCAUCUUAGAACUUCAAUGGUGUAUCAAACAUCUUGGCUGCUUGAGCCAGGGCCCUCAGUCCUUUGCAUUCCCCUUCAGAGAGGAGGCCCAAUGCCUUUUUUGGGGUCAGGACUUUACCUUUUUGGUAUGUUUCUCAACCACAUGUAUAUAGGUGGCUAUUUAUUAAUCUGUGAAACCCAGGGUGUAGUAUUUGUUUUAAAGAAGCAUUCUUUCUUUUUGAGAGGGCAGUUUCUAUCUGGACUUCAAAAGGGACUUAGUCACCAUACAUAUGACCCUCCCACCCCCCAUGUUCUUUAUCUCUCAGCUUUUAAUAAAAGUUGAAAUCAUAUUUUGAGGCAAUCGGGUCACAAUUCUUUAGACUACUUAUAUCCCAGGGGCAUUUCCUAUUCUAGUAAUGAUUUUCCAGUUUGGCAUUGGAGUUUCCUUGAGGCUAGCUCACAGAAAUUUUUUACUGAAGACUAAUGAUAAUUGAUACAUACUUGUUUUUUCAAACAUUCCCGUCACCUUUCCCACCCUCUGGAAUUCAAAUUUCUUUCUCUGGGCUGGUCCUGGAAGUUGAUACCUUCUGGCAAAGAUUAGAUUUAGGAGAAGUCCUUCGAGUCCCUGUUCAGAUGGUCUGUGGUUUCUCUUUGCUUAACCUGCCUGCAGCUAUGGCAACCAUACUGUGUGGAUGCCCAGUGGAAAAUAUUACUGAGAUGAAACAUACUUCUGGGGGUAUUUAAACUCUCGCUCUGCCACCUUUCUAUGAGUGGGAGGCUGGCAGAGAGAUGCUGCAAUGCUUGACAGUCAUUUAGCCAUGUUGAAAUUUGCAAAGGGAGCUCUUGCUGGUGCUCAAAACCAGAAUUCCUGGACACUUCAAACUUAGAGAAUUCCAUGAAUCUAGCAUAGAAUAUCCAUUCUUGCCCCAUGGUAAUCCCUUCCUCUCCAUUUUAAGCUUAAAAAAAAAAAGCAAAAAACCCCAGCCCAAGCCAAGGGCAAUUUUUACUUGAAACCAGGAGAGUGGGUGAGGAACACUGUAGAGAUAAGGGGCGAGUUGUGCAGGUGAGACAUUCUGCUCCUGCUGUCUGUAUCCAGAUAACUACUGUGAGCCAGUGCCUUUCCUUUACCUGAAGAUGGAGCCCAUCUCUUUCCAUGAGGUGAGGAGACCCUCUGCUACCCAGGAGUAAACCUUAAAGAAGGUGGCUUGCAGAGCCCAGCAGACAUUCACGUAUUCGGGUGUCCAUUUUAAGCAUCUUUAAAGUAUUUUAUAUAUUAAAAAAUGUCCUUCCCUGUCUUAGUGCCACCGAUGGCCCAGUUCCAUCCAUUCUGAAUGGAAAAGCAGAGACUGCCAGUUCUUUCCUUGUUCUUCCCUUUGUCGCCUUUGAUGUGGUUGUCCCGACCCCUCCCAUCCAUUUCACUGUCGUGGAUGGAUAACAGAGGGCACCAUGCAGUCCUGAGGUUGGUCCUGUGUAAUUCCAUGGUCAUUUUUUUUUUGUAACUGUCCUUCCAAACAAGCAGGUGUUUGGAAAUUAGGGGAAAAAAUAAAUUCUCACCAAUGGUUGCUGUUACAAUUAAGUCAAUAAAGAUCUUGAAUAUUAA